AUGCCGACACUCGCCUUGAUCAACUUCAACAUCGUCUGCGCUACGCUCGGAGGUUUUAUUUCCCUCUUCGGGCUAGUAUCCUACCUUUGCAAGGAGAAGUUCUACCUAUCAGAAGCAUUAAUCUCCCUGCUAGCCGGAGUGUUAUUCUCUCCCCAUGCAGCCAAUUUCAUCAGACCGGAUGACUAUGCACUCCACUCUGAAGAAAAUCUGGAGGCAAUCACUUUGCAUUUUACCCGCCUAGUGCUAGGCGUGCAGCUAGUCCUAGCCGGAGUUCAACUCCCAAAGCGGUAUCUGCAGAUCGAAUGGCGGAGCCUAGGGCUACUCCUUGGACCAGGCAUGGCUGCCAUGUGGAUGUGCAGUAGCUUAGUGAUCUGGGCCAUGGUUCCAAACUUUAAGUUCCUCCAUGCCCUGAUUAUCGGCGCAUGCGUGACUCCAACCGACCCCGUUUUGUCCAACUCAAUUGUCAAGGGCAAGUUUGCUGAUAAACAUGUCCCGCGUGAGCUGCAGAGGAUUAUUAUCGCUGAAUCUGGCGCUAAUGAUGGCCUUGGCUACCCAUUCCUUUUCUUUGCGAUCUAUCUUCUCCAGUAUACUGGAAUGGGAAGCCAGAGCUAUAGCGGUGGCGCUGGAAAGGCGAUGGCGCUGUGGUUCUAUGAGACUUGGGCAUACACCAUUCUGUUAAGUAUGGUCUAUGGAACUCUGGUUGGUUGGAUUGCGAGGAAGUUGUUGCACUGGGCAGAGGAGAAGCGCUAUGUUGACCGGGAGAGCUUCUUGGUGUUUGCCAUUGCUCUUGCACUGUUCAUUGUGGGAACCUGUGGUUUGAUUGGGACAGAUGAUCUUCUUGCCUGUUUUAUUGCUGGAAAUGUAUUCACCCAAGAUGACUGGUUCCGCCUUGAGACCAUGGACGAUUCCCUCCAACCGACAAUCGACAUGCUUCUUAACCUGUCUGUCUUCAUGUGGUUUGGAGCGGUCUGCCCAUGGUCAUCCUUCCUGAACAACAGCGUGAUUCCAAUCCAUCGGCUCAUCUUCCUGGGAAUAUUGAUCCUCCUAGUCCGCCGCCUCCCGAUCGUCUUCGCCAUGCACAAAUGGAUCCCGCAAAUCGACCUCUUCUCCCAGGCUGCAUUUGUCGGCUUCUUCGGUCCCAUCGGAGUGGGCGCCAUCUUCUACCUGUCAAUCAGCCUUGAAUUCCUGCGCAAGAUCCAAGUCGACGGCGAAGUCCCAGAGGACGUAAAGCAAGUCAUGGAGACCGUCCAGGUUGUGGUCUGGUUCCUAGUAGUCUGCAGUAUUGUCGUGCAUGGCCUCUCAGUCCCCAUUGGAAAAGCCGGCUAUAACCUGCCAGCAACCAUCUCCAGCGUCAUCAGCACCAGCACACACGAGGAGCGCGAACCGGUCCCCAUAUCAAACACUAGUCACACGCACAGCACGGCCACACCUCUCACAACGGGGGAGGAUGCGAGUUACCGCAGCCGCAAGCGUGGUUUCCGGAGUGCAAUCCCCCGCCCGCCAUUCUUUGGGAUUGGCGGUUCGGUGAUCCGUCCUCGUUCACCGUCCCACCAGCCCGGCGUGGGUCAACCCGAUGAGCCGGAGAGACCCGUCAACCUGGUUCUUCGUCAGAAUAGUAGCGGGGAUAACAAGCCCUAG
Penicillium samsonianum is the source of this 1638-nucleotide messenger RNA. RefSeq names its product putative Na/H antiporter. Gene Ontology annotation, molecular function: sodium:proton antiporter activity. Gene Ontology annotation, biological process: proton export across plasma membrane; sodium ion export across plasma membrane; regulation of membrane potential. The record is from RefSeq and is a predicted model, not a curated record. Gene Ontology annotation, cellular component: plasma membrane. NCBI's taxonomy places the organism in Eukaryota, Fungi, Ascomycota, Eurotiomycetes, Eurotiales, Aspergillaceae. The transcript is spliced from 5 exons. The coding region runs from base 1 to 1638 and encodes 545 amino acids.